This is a messenger RNA of Cylicocyclus nassatus, 1004 nucleotides long. The record is from the annotation of a GenBank genome assembly. NCBI's taxonomy places the organism in Eukaryota, Metazoa, Nematoda, Chromadorea, Rhabditida, Strongylidae.
AGAGUUGCAACAAAAUGCUCGCUGUUAAUCGGCAACUGGUCUCGGUUUUUCAACCAACUACAACAACAUCGCUGAUGAGGCUAAAAAUCCCGCUAACCAUAGAUGAGGUGAUCGGUGGAAUCGAGGCGGAAAUGACUGACGUAGAAGAGGCUCUGCUUCAUCAAAUCGGUGCCAAAGAAGUUCCUUUUACUGGUAUGGAUAAGAGCGGUCGGGGAGUUUGUCUGAAUUACCUUCGAGGCGCAUGCACAAUGGGUCAAGUAUGCCCGCUAAGGCACAUAGUCGGGGAUAAAGCUGUUGUGUGUAAACAUUGGUUGAGAGGACUGUGUAAAAAGGGUGAUCAGUGCGAAUUUUUGCAUGAAUAUGAUCUCACGAAAAUGCCAGAGUGCUUCUUCUUUUCAAAAUACAUGGCUUGCAGCAACCGUGAAUGCCCUUUUCGUCACAUUGAUCCGGAAACCAAAAUGAGAGACUGCCCUUGGUAUGAUCGAGGAUUCUGUCGGCAUGGUCCAUAUUGCAAGCAUCGUCAUCGAAGACGGGUUAUAUGCCCCAACUAUCUUGCUGGCUUUUGUCCUGAUGGAAAGGAAUGCAAGUUCACUCAUCCGUCAUUUGCCUUACCAGCGCCGGAGAACCCUGUGGCGAAUAAUAAGCGAAUGUUCAGUCACCAAAUCAUUUGUCAUAACUGUCAUGAACGAGGCCACAAGGCCACUCAUUGUCCACAUUUGCCAACUCAGCAAAACAAGCAGUCUGAGUCGAACCCUGCAUCAAAUCGAACGGUGCAGCCAGUGGAUCUCUCACUGUUUCCAGACAAGAAGAGCUUAUCAGAAGUUACUUGUUACAAGUGCGGAGAAAAAGGUCACUAUGCUAAUCGUUGCCACAAAGGAGCUUUGGCUUUCCUUUCAAAUACUGCUCAUCUGGCACAGGAGCAGCGAGAAAAAGAUGAACGGGAGGGAAGGUAUCUUCCGGGAGCGUACCUAGGUCAAACGAGUUUGAAUCCUCGUACAGGCUAG